Messenger RNA from Acanthopagrus latus (yellowfin seabream), 13481 nucleotides. RefSeq names its product protein unc-80 homolog. Gene Ontology annotation, cellular component: cation channel complex; axon. The record is from RefSeq and is a predicted model, not a curated record. The transcript is spliced from 66 exons. Lineage: Eukaryota; Metazoa; Chordata; Actinopteri; Spariformes; Sparidae. Gene Ontology annotation, biological process: monoatomic cation homeostasis. Gene Ontology annotation, molecular function: monoatomic cation channel activity. Bases 224 to 10606 code for a protein of 3460 amino acids.
CCUCCCUCCCCUCCCUCUCCGCUCUCUCUCUCUCCCUCUCUCUCUCUCUCUCCGUAUUGACGCCGACAGACCGACACUUGCAGCCAUUUUACGCAGGACGAAACCUCCAAUCAUGUCGUGAGACCCCAAGCCGGAGCCUCUCCGCCGGUUCACCUGGGCUACCGGCUCGGUCGCUGCACACGGGCGGGCGGGACAGCAGGCGGGCAGGGUCCCCGGCCACAAGAUGGUGAAGAGGAAGAGCCUGGACGACAACGAGCCCGAGUGCGGGAAGGGAAUACCGUUCCCCAUCCAGACCUUCCUAUGGAGGCAGACCAGUGCGUUUCUGCGUCCAAAGUUGGGGAAACAGUAUGAAGCGUCUUGUGUGUCCUUCGAGCGGGUGCUGGUGGAGAAUAAGCUCCACGGGCUGUCGCCGGCCCUGUCGGAGGCCAUCCAGAGCAUCUCCCGCUGGGAGCUGGUCCAGGCGGCCCUGCCUCAUGUGCUCCACUGCACCUCCAUCCUGCUGUCCAACAGGAACAAGCUGGGUCACCAGGACAAGCUGGGCGUCGCCGAGACCAAGCUGCUCCACACGCUGCACUGGAUGCUGCUGGAGGCGGCCCAGGAGUGCAACCACGAGCCGAGCCUGGGCCACGGCUGGUCGGCGGGCAGCAGCAGCAGCGCCUUCCUGCAGCCCGUGGGGAACCAGGGGUCGUCCCCGGGGGCUCCGGGCUCCUGCUCCGGCUCUGCUUUAGGAGGGUCGGGCCCGCAGCACAGCGGCUCCCUGCUGGAGGAGGAUGAGCACACCCGGACCAAGCUGUUCCACAAGAGCAUGGCCACGGUGGAGCUGUUCGUGUUCCUGUUUGCACCGCUCAUACAUCGGAUAAAGGAGUCGGACUUGACCUUCCGACUGGCCAGCGGUCUGGUGAUCUGGCAGCCGAUGUGGGAGCACCGCCAGCCAGACAUCCCGGCCUUCACCGCGCUCAUCAAACCGGUCAGAAACAUCGUGACAGCGAAGAGGAACUCCCCAGUCAACAACCAGUGCAGCCCCUGUGGAUCUGGCAACCCGGGUCCCACGGGCUUCCAGGUGGUCUGCGAGGCCGCCCAAUCGGAUUCCUCCUCCCCCUCGGCUGGAGAGCAGAGCUGUCGUCGUGGUAACUCGGUGGAGAAAGGUGGUGGCCCUUCCCAACAGCAACAGCAGCAGCAACAACCCCCGCCGGUCAAAGGCCCCUCCAAGAAAAAGACUUCGGCCCCUGCCGGCCUGCCGACCUCCCUCUCCCAGCGAGCUCGCUACGCCACCUACUUCGACGUGGCGGUGCUGCGCUGCCUGCUGCAGCCUCACUGGACGGAGGAGGGCGUCCACUGGGCCUUGAUGUACUACCUGCAGCGCCUGAGGCAGAUCCUGGAGGAGAGGCCCGAACGCGUCCCAGAACCUCUGGUCACGCCUCUGCCGCGUCCACGCAGCAGCUCCAUGGUGGCCGCCACGCCAUCACUGGUCAACACGCACAAGACUCAGGAUAUGAGUCUGAAAUGCAACGAGGAGGAAAAGUCUCUGAGCACAGAGACGUUUGCAAAGGUUUCUCUGACCAACCUGCGUCGACAGGCGGUGCCGGACCUCGCCUCCGACCUCGGGAUGAACAUCUUCAAGAAGUUUAAGAACCGGCGCGAGGACCGCGAGAGGAAGGGCUCCAUCCCCUUCCAUCACACCGGGAAGAAGCGUCAGCGCCGAAUGGGGGUUCCCUUCCUGCUCCACGAGGACCACCUGGACGUCUCGCCCACCCGCAGCACCUUCUCCUUCGGGAGCUUCUCCGGCCUGGGGGACGAUCGGCGGGCGCUGGACCGCGGCGGCUGGCAGGCCACCAUCAUGGGCAAAUUCACGCGGCGAGGAAGCACCGACACGGCCGCCGACGCUGACAGCCUGAGCGCCAAACACUCCCACUCCCAUCACUCCCUGCUCAGAGACAUGCCCGACCACUCCAACAGCCACAGCGACAACACCGUCAAGGAAGUUCGCUCUCAGAUCUCCACCAUCACCAUGGCGGCGUUCAACACCACGGUGGCGUCCUUCAACGUUGGCUACGCCGACUUCUUCACCGAGCACAUGAAGAAACUCUGCAACCCCGUCACCGUCCCCGAGAUCCCCGUGGAGCCGCUGGCCUGCGCCAACCUGCCGCGCAGCUUCACCGACUCCUGCAUCAACUACUCCUUCCUGGAGGAGGGGGAAAACAUCGAGGGCACCAAUAACUUUGUGCUGAAGAACGGCAUGCUGGACCUCACUGCUGUCUUGCGGGCGCUCUACGCCGUCCUCAGCCACGACAUCAGCUCCAGGAUUUGCGACGUGGCCCUCAACAUCAUCGACUGCCUGCUGCAGCUGGGCGUGGUGCCCGGCAUGGGCAAGAAGCUCUCCAAGCCAGACAACAAGGAGAACCAGGAGGCUCGGGCCAAAGACCCAGCUGGUCAGGGGCUCGGUGGCGGUGCCCAGGGAGGCGGCGCGGUUCCUGGGGCUGGGGCGGGCGGAGGGGGAGAUGGAGGCGGGGGUGGAGGAGGAGGGGGAAGCGGUGGAGGGAGCGGGCAGGGGAGCAGGGACGAUGUGAAGAACAACAAGGAUAAUGAUAAAAAGGAGGAGGGCGCCGGCUUCAGCACCCACCGCCUGGCUCUGACCAUGCUGAUAAAGAUAGUCAAGUCGCUGGGUUGCGCCUACGGCUGUGGCGAGGGACAUCGCGGACUGUCUGGGGAUCGCCUCAGGAUGCAGGCCCAGAACUGCCUGACCAGCCUUUACAAGCUGGACAAGGUGCAGUUUCGGCAGACAAUGCGCGAGUACGUCAACAAAGACUCUCUCAAUAACAUUGUGGACUUCCUGCAUGCACUGCUGGGCUUUUGUAUGGAGCCCAUAACUGACAAGUACGGCAGUGCAGGUGAGAGGUCCAGGAGGGCGAAAAAAAGAAACAUCGACAAGGCGGGCUUCGGGAACAACUUCACCACGGGGGACAACAAGUCGGUGGCGCAGAAUAUGGAGGCGGUGGUGGUGGGAUGCAUGUUCAAGUCCCUCAUCACCCGCUGCGCCUCCACCACACACGAGCUGCACAGCCCCGAGAACCUGGGUCUGUACUGUGACAUCCGCCAGCUGGUGCAGUUCAUCAAGGAGGCCCAUGGAAACGUGUUCCGCAGGGUGGCGCUGAGCGCACUCCUGGACAGCGCCGAGAAGGUCACCGCCACCAAGAAACCGGACGAGAAGGAGGAAGCCAAACAGCCCGGACCCAGGAGGUCAGAGGCGGGUGUGUCCGGGGAGAAGGGUCAGGUGUCCAGUGCUGCAGAUGAGUGUCGCAGCUACAUCUCCAGUAGACCCCCCCAGACCCCCGAACAUGAUGAACAGAUCCCGGGUGCUCUGCUUGGCAGGAAGGAUUUUUGGAGGAAGAUGUUCAAGUCGCAGAGUGCCGCCAGCGACACCAGCAGCCAAUCAGAGCAGGACACCUCAGAGUGCACCACUGCCCACUCCGGCACCACCACCGACCGGCGCUCCCGCUCCAGAUCCCGUCGCAUUUCGCUUCGCAAGAAGCUGAAGCUGCCCAUAGGAAACUGGCUGAAGCGCUCCUCUCUUUCUGGACUGACCGACGGUGUCGAAGACCUGCUGGACAUCAGCUCGGUGGAUCGGCUGUCCUUCAUACGUCAGAGUUCAAAGGUGAAGUUCACCAGUGCGGUGAAGCUGUCAGAAGGGGGCGCCGUGGGGCCGGAGUACGCCAGGGACGAGGAGGAGAAUUUCUUCAAGCGGCUCGGUAAAUGGAGGUCUGGCAGGAGGAAUCCAUCCAAGCUUCACCACACAGAAGAGAAAGAUGGACCUCACGGCUUUCAGGAGCGUCUAGCCGCCAGCCAGGAGGCCAUGAAGAACAAGAACGUGGUGAAUCUGGGCGCCAUCCGUCAGGGCAUGAAGCGCUUCCAGUUCCUCUUGAAUUGUUGCGAGCCGGGAACGAUACCCGACGCCUCCAUCCUCGCCGCCGCUCUUGACCUGGAAGCUCCGGUGGUGGCGCGGGCCUCGCUUUUCCUUGAGUGCGCGCGAUUCGUCCACCGAUGCAACCGUGGCAACUGGCCGGAGUGGAUGAAGGGCCACCACGUGAAUAUCACCAAGAGAGGCCUGUCCAGGGGCCGCUCGCCCAUCGUGGGCAACAAGAGGAACCAGAAGCUUCAGUGGAACGCCGCCAAACAUUUCUGCCAGUGGGGAGACGCGAUCGGCACGAGGCUGAGCGAGCUCUGUCACUCCGACAGCGAGAGUCCUGCCAACAUCCUGGGAUACAUUUUUGAUGAGGAGACCAAACGGAGGAUGAAGAAAGAAGACGAGGAAGAGGACUACCUGGACGACAACACAGUCAAUCCUACGAAGUGUGGCUGCCCGUUUGCUCUAAAGAUGGCGGCCUGCCAGCUGCUGUUGGAAAUCACCACAUUCCUGCGGGAGACCUUUCCCUGCUUACCUCGGCCGCGCACCGAGCCCCUCGUGGAUCUGGACAGCUGCCGCCUGCGUCUGGACCCCGACCUCGGCCGCCAUCGCUACGAGAGGAAGAUAAGCUUCGCGGGCAUCCUCGACGAUGAGGACGGACACGAUUCUCUCAACAGCAGCAGCCACACGCUGAAGUCAGACACCACCUGCGAUGACAAGAAGACGCAGGAGGCUCAAGAUGAUCUCUGCCCCCUUCCCUCUUCACCAGCGCCCAUCCGUAAGAUUCGUAUCGGAGGCUCUCGGCUGCUUCAGAUCAAAGGGGCUCGCAGUUUCCGCGUCAAGAAAGGAGGCUCCUUGUCCUCCAUACGGCGGGCGGGGAGCCUCAAGAGCACCAAGCUGUCCCGGCAGGACUCCGAGUCCGAGAACGAAGAGGGGCUGCUGUCACAAACACAGAGCAGGGACACUGUCACUGACAUAGGAAGUCCUUUCAGUACCAGUGAACCCAGCAUAGAACCGGAGGGCCAGGGCUCAGGAGGAGCCGAGGACAACUACCACCGCAACAUGUCCUGGCUCCACAUUAUGAUCCUGCUGUGCAACCAGCAGAGUUUCAUCUGCACCCACAUCGACUUCUGCCACCCGCGCUGCUACCAGCACCACAGCCGCUCCUGCGCCCGCCUGGUCCGAGCCAUCAAGCUCGUGUACGGCGAGACGGUGGACAGCCUGCGGGAGGACAGCGCCACCUCCGGGAAUAUUGGGGCGCGGGCCAAGAAGACUAAAGAGUGUUCAGACAAGUCAUGCCUGAGGACGCCGUCCAUGAAGAGACGCCCCACCGACUCCAACACAGAAGGGAAGAAGGAUACAGGCAUGCUGAAGUACAUCCGCAACCAGGUGAUGAGCUUGGCACCGGCUCCUCUAUCGCUGCUGAUCAAAGCAGCUCCCAUCCUGACCGACGACAUGUACGGAGACGUCCAGCCUGCAGCCUGGGAGCUGCUGCUCAGCGUGGACGAACAUAUGGCAGCUGCCGCCGCUGCCAUGUUCCUUCUGUGUGCCGUGAAGGUCCCCGACGCAGUGACCGAAAUGAUGAUGGCAGAGUUCCAUCACCAGGAGGCCGGCCAGCGCAUCAACUCCGUCCUCAAGUUCUACACGCUGUGGCGUUUCCGCUACCAGGUGUGGCCUCGCAUGGAGGAGGGAGCCCAGCAGAUCUUUAAGAUCCCUCCACCCAGCAUCAACUUCACGCUGCCGUCUCCCAUACUGGGCAUGCCCUGUGUCCCCAUAUUCGACCCCCCCUGGGUGCCCCAGAACACAGGCAGCGUCCAGGACCCGAUCAAUGAAGACCAGUCUAAAUCCUUCUCGGCGCGGGCGGUGUCGCGCUCCCACCAGCGGGCCGAGCACAUCCUGAAGAACCUGCAGCAGGAGGAGGAGAAGCGGCGUCUGGGUCGCGAGGCCAGCAUCAUCACAGCUAUCCCCGUGGCUCAGGAGUCCUGCUACGAGCCCACGUGCAGCCCGCCGCCGGAGCAGGAGGAAGAAGCAGAAGAAGUGGUGAACCUGGCAUCGCGCCGUCUGUCCGUCAGCCCCUCAUGCGCCUCCAGCAACUCCCACAGGAACUACUCUUUCCGCCGAGGCUCCGUGUGGUCUGUUCGCUCAUUGGCCAGUGCCGAAGACGAAGAGAACACAACAGAACACACUCCGACUCACCACAUGUUACAGCCGCCCCAAGCCGUCUUCCCAGCAUGCAUCUGUGCUGCAGUACUACCUAUAGUGCACCUCAUGGAGGACGGGGAGGUUCGAGAGGAUGGUGUUGCUGUGAGUGCUGUCGCCCAACAAAUCCUCUGGAACUGCCUGAUCGAAGAUCCAGCCCUGGUUCUCCGCCACUUCCUGGAAAAACUAACUGUGAGCAACAGACAGGAUGAGCUGAUGUACAUGCUGAGGAAGCUCUUGCUCAACAUCGGAGAUCUGCCGGCCCAGACAUCACACAUCCUCUUCAACUACCUGGUGGGACUGAUCAUGUACUUUGUGCGGACCCCGUGCGAGUGGGGAAUGGACGCCAUCUCGGCCACGCUGACCUUCCUGUGGGAGGUGGUCGGCUACGUGGAGGGGCUGUUCUUCAAGGACCUCAAGCAGACCAUGAAGAAGGAGCAGUGUGAGGUGAAGCUGCUGGUCACGGCGUCCAUGCCAGGAACCAAAACACUGGUUGUGCACGGGCAGAACGAAUGUGACAUCCCGACACAACUUCCCGUCCAUGAAGACACUCAGUUUGAAGCCCUGCUCAAGGAGUGUCUGGAAUUCUUCAACAUUCCCGAGGCCAGAUCAGCUCACUACUUCCUCAUGGACAAACGAUGGAACCUCAUCCAUUAUAGCAAGACAUAUGUAAGAGACAUCUACCCCUUCCGGAGAUCAGUAUCUCCCCAGCUCAACCUGGUCCACAUGCUACCUGAGAAAGGACAGGAGCUGAUCCAGAAACAAGUGUUUUCCCGUAAACUAGAGGAAGUCGGUCGGGUCCUCUUCCUCAUCUCCCUCACUCAGCACAUGCCGGCUGUGCACAAGCAAUCCCACGUCUCCCUGCUGCAGGAAGACCUCCUCCGCCUGCCGUCUUUCCCGCGAACGGCCAUCGAUGCAGAGUUCUCGCUGUUCAACGAGCCGCAAGGUAAGGAGCUGUUUGGUUUGGACACCCUGCACAAAGUGCUUUGGAUCAAGCUACUAGAGGAAAUGUUUCUGGGCAUGCCCAGUGAGUACCCAUGGGGCGACGAGAUGAUGCUGUUCCUCAACGUCUUCAACGGGGCGCUGCUGCUGCACCCCGAGGACAGCUCCCUCCUCAGGCAGUACACGGCCACCGCCAUCAACACCGCCGUUCACUUCAACCACCUCUUCUCCCUGAGCGGUUACCAGUGGAUCUUACCAACCAUGCUGCAGGUUUAUGCCGACUAUGAAAGCGACCCAUUACUGAGGCAGGGUAUCGAGUUCUGCUGCCGGCAGUUCUACAUCCUCCACCGGAAACCCUUCAUCCUGCAGCUGUUCGCCAGUGUGGCUCCGCUGCUGGAAUUCACAACCAGCACCAGUACCGGUCUGUCUAAAGGAGUGUCAGCUCAGUGUCUGUUUGACCUGCUGGUCUCUCUGGAGGGGGAGACUCACGACGCCCUGGAUGCUCUGGAGCUGGUGAAGGCAGAGAAACCUCUUCGUUCUCUAGAUUUUUGUUACGGUAACGAGGACUUGACCUUUUCCAUCAGUGAGGCCAUCAAGCUGUGUGUCACUGUGGUCGCCUACGCCCCUGAAUCCUUCAGAAGUCUCCAGAUGCUGAUGGUCCUGGAGGCUCUGGUCCCGUGCCACCUACAGAAGCUGAAGAGCAACACCAUCACAAUGGAGUCGGCAUCAGCUGCCAGGGAUGAGAUCGCAGCCAUCGCAGCUCUGGCCACAUCGCUACAGGCCCUCCUUUACAGCUCCGAGGCACUCACAAGGCCGAUGACAGCUCCUCAGCUGUCCCGCUGUGAUCAGGGCCAUAAGGGCGGCACCACAGCUAACCAUGCCAUGUCAGGAGGGGUCAACACCAGGGACAACCUCCAUUUGCUGGAGGAGGGUCAAGGCAUGCCAAGGGAAGAGCUGGACGAGCGCAUCGCCAGGGAAGAGUUCCGCCGGCCGCGGGAGUCCCUAUUAAAUAUCUGCACCGAGUUUUACAAACACUGCGGUCCGCGACUCAAGAUCCUGCAGAACGUCGCCGGGGAGCCACGGGUCACAGCGCUGGAGCUGCUGGAUAUCAAGUCCCACAUGAGGCUGGCAGAGAUCGCCCACGCCCUGCUGAAGCUGGCGCCUUACGACACGCUGACCAUGGAGAGCCGAGGGCUGCGACGCUACAUCAUGGAGAUGCUGCCUAUCACCGACUGGUCGUCCGAGGCCGUCCGCCCCGCCCUCAUCCUGAUCCUCAAGAGGCUGGACCGCAUGUUCAACAAGAUUCACAAGAUGCCAACGCUCAGGUGCGCUCGCCCACAGGCACUAUGCACCAGGAGGCAGGUGGAGUGGGAGGCGGCCAGCAGCCUGAUCGAGGGGAUCUGCCUGACCCUGCAGCGACAGCCAAUCAUCUCCUUCCUCCCGCAUCUUCGCUCGCUGAUCAACGUCUGCGUCAACCUGGUGAUGGGUGUGGUCGGUCCCUCCAGCGUGGCGGACGGACUUCCUCUUCUCCACCUCAGCCCCUACCUGUCACCACCGCUGCCCUUCAGCACGGCGGUGGUCCGACUCGUCGCUCUGCAGAUCCAGGCCUUGAAGGAGGACUUUCCUCUCAGCCAUGUGAUCUCACCCUUCACCAAUCAGGAGAGGCGAGAGGGGAUGCUGCUGAAUCUGCUCAUCCCCUUCGUGCUGACAGUCGGCUCUGGAAGCAAAGACAGCCCCCACCUGGAGCAGCCCGAGAUCUUCCUCCUCCUCCAGACGGUCAUCAACAUCCUCCUGCCUCCCCGGAUCAUCUCCACCUCCCGCACCAAGAACUUCAUGCUGGACGCCUCCCCGGCUCACUGCUCCACGCCGGGCGACACGGGGAAGGAUCUGCGCAGGGAGGGAUUAGCCGAGUCCACCAGCCAGGCUGCAUAUCUGGCUCUGAAGGUGGUGUUGGUUUGCUUUGAGCGCUCGUUGGGGAACCAGUGGUACCGGCUCAGCCUGCAGGUGAAGGAGAUGGCUCUGAGGAAGGUGGGCGGCUUGGCCUUCUGGGACUUUAUCGACUUCAUCGUGCGAACCCGAAUCCCUAUCUUCGUCCUGCUGAGACCCUUCAUUCAGUGCAAGUUGUUGACCCAGCCCGCUGACUCCCAGGAGGAGAUCACAGCGCGUCACCACAUCGCCGACCAGCUGGAGCGACGCUUCAUCCCCCGACCUCUGUGCAAGAGCUCCCUGUUUGCAGAGUUCAACAAUGAGCUCAAGAUCCUGAAGGAGGCCGUGCACAGCGGCUCCGCUUACCAGGGGAAGACGUCCAUCAGCACGGUGGGCACCUCCACAUCGGCGUAUCGCCUCAGUUUGGCCACAAUGUCGCGCUCCAACACGGGCACCGGCACAGUUUGGGAGCAGGACAGCCAACCAUCGCGGCAACCUUCUCAAGACACGCUCAGCCGGACCGACGAGGACGAUGAAGAGAUCGACUCUAUGAGCAUCCCCAGCGUGGUGAGCGAGCAUGAGGCCUUCCUGCCGAGGGGGAUAGCGCAGCGCCGGUUUUCCAGCCACGCCACCGGUUCAGCGGCCUCGCAGCCCGAAACCCCUCGCACCACCAUGCUGCCCAGCCACAGUGAACCCAAUGUGCUAGAUGAGUCCCAGGGCCUUCUGCAGGAGGGUAACCUCUCUAGGGUCGCCAGCGUGCAGAGUGAACCGGGCCAGCAGAACCUCCUGAUCCAGCCACCGUUAGGAAGAAAGCGAGGCCUCAGACAGCUGCGUCGCCCCCUGCUGUCCAUCCCAAAGACCGAACCCCGUGGUCGAUCUGGAGCGAGGCUCUCUACGACCCGCCGGAGCAUCCAGCCCAAGAGCAAACCACUGGAAACUUUGUUGGACUGUGAAGCGCAUGGAGACCAAAAGAGGUCAGUGACCUUCACGGAGAAUCAGGGGCAGACACCGUCCACGCCCAGCGCCACAGAGCCUCCGGCGGAGGGCAGGAAGGCCAGCCCCGCCCUCUCAAAGUCCCCGACGCUGGAGGUGCCGUCCGCCUCAUCGGCCACGGUCACUGCAGACCUGCACGGGCCUGCGAACACACAGGUCCCCUCAUCCAUAACCAGCAAGGAGAAGAGAGAGCAGUGGGGCCUCCGCAGCAGCCUCUCCCCUCCACCCUCCAUCUCCCGCCCCUCCACCCCAACACCUCCAUCCCGCACCUGCUCCCCGCUGCCCCUCUCCCGUACCUGCUCCCCUCUCCCCUUAUCCCGCACCUCCUCUCCUCUCCCACCGCCGCUCCCGGUCCUGGGCACAGCACCUGCACCUGGUCCUCCGCCGCCUCCGCCUCUGCCACCGGCCCCUCUCCUGCCUCCCCCGCCGCCCGGGCCUCCCCGGAUCAGGGAGAGCCCCGGGGACGAGGACACGACGGCGCUGCUGCCGCGCAGCGACACCCUGCUGCAGCUCAGCGAGGACGAUGGCACGGUGAACCCCCUCCUCACCCCGCUGCUGUCCCCUCCCUCACCCCGCCGGUCACCUCGCCGCCUACCGCUGCCUCUCUCCCCCGUCGACCUGGAUCUGGAUGAGUCUCAUGUGUGAGAGGAUUGUAUUUUUCUAUCUGCAGAUACCUGCAGGGUGCGCACGCCUUUCUAAACAUUCAAGAACCACAACAGAGAAAUUAAAUGGAUGACUGAAAAUCUAAAAGUAGUUUGAAAGGACGGGAAUGUAUCCCUCUGCCUCCUCGAGCGUCUCACCAUCCCACCGACUUGAUUUCUAAACUUAAGUGUUCAUUCCUAAAUGUACAAAAACAAUCCGUCCUGUCUCUGUAGGUCUCUGAUCGCAUCUCAGUGUUGAAUAUCAACAUGAAAAUCUGUGUUUAUGGCUUCAAACCAUGAGGGUUGAAUGUAAACUUCAGCAGCAGUUGGUCUGUUUAACCUCAAAGAUUUAUUUUUCAAUCAUAUUUACGUCACACAAAGGACUAUUCUGUGGUGAAUUAAUUAUUAAAGGAAACCAGAAGAAGUUAAAGGGUUGAUAUUUAAUUCAUACUAGAUUUAAAUGAUGUCUAUAAAGCAGAGAUCUAUUUAAAGAACUUGUAUAAACAGUGUAUUAAUUCUAUAAGCUGUUGGAGAAAUAAGCGCCUUUAUAUUAAAUGAUAUACAAUAAAUUUAAAAUACAGUUUAUGUAUAUUAAAUGUUCUAUGAGUUCAUGUGGACCAGGAGCGAGAAAUUAGAGAUUUUAUAUUUAAGAAGAUAACGUUUGUUCUGUUUGUUGAUUAAAACUGUAAAAAUGUUCAUGGAACAAGUCGAGGAAAUUACAAGUAGCCAUAGCUUCCAGAAAUAAAGGGAUAUAUUGAUAUUUCAUAUUUAAUAUAGUUUGAAGCUAAACUGGGGAAAACAAUGGUGAUAAAAUGUCUAAACUCCUGCUAAAGCUAACAAGCUUAGCAGAGUAGCGGUAACCACGAGAGAUGAGCAAGUACGCCAUUUUUGGUCAGGAAAUGUUUUUAAAGGGGCAUUCUGCUAGUCACCAAAGCUAAUGCUGAAGCUAAGCUGACAAGAGUUGACAUUUAAUAUUCCUAAAAUAUAUAGCUAAAAUGCUAAAUGCUAAAAUGAAAGUAACAUGAAGCUUCUAUGUGAAUAAUUUUUUAUACCCAAAAAAGGUACAUUAUCUUUACCAGAUACUCGUUCAACCCCAGAAACCACCAUCUUAGCUUUCAUCACGUCGUGUUUAUUUUAACGCAUUAAAGUAUAAAUAAAUCUAUUUCACAGACACCUAGCAAACAUAUAUAUAUAACAUUUCUAAAGCUAUGGACUGUAAAUGAUUAAAAUAUGCUAAGUUGCUGGAGAAACCCUUUAAAUUCAGUGGUAUUAUCUUUGAAUGUGUCGUGUCUUUUAUGUUAUUCAGGUUUUUCAGUGAUACUGCACUGGAAACGCAGAUUUAACAGCAGACUUGUUUGUUGUACAUUUGAAUGCAGCUCAGUGUCGAUUCUAUAGAGUGUAUUGUGUCUCUUAUCUGUGACCAAAGACUGUAUCCUCCAUUUUGUGUUCAUGUGGUCAAAAUAUAUCAACUCUGACGUAACAUUUACUCAAAACUCAGUCAGUCGUGCUGAUUGUGUGUUGCUGGUUUUGCUUCCACGUCUUGCGCACAGACUCCCUUUUUUGUUUAAAUUAUUAUUUUAUUGUGACUGUGAUGAAGCGAUGCAGUAGAUGGCUGUUACCUCGUUGUUCAUUCCAUGCCUUAACAGAGAAAUACAAACACGUCUGUCGAUAUCAUAAAAGUUUAUAGAAGUUUAUUGUGAAAAACCUUGUAACCUCUGAAAGAUCUGGAUAUCUUAAUAUUCUCAAACUAUUUAUUUUGAGAUUAAAUACACUGCUAUGAAACCCUGCUUUCAUUUAAAACUCUGUCACAGUCGAUUCAUAACUGAUCACAUUGCUGGUGAUGAUGAUGUUGAAUCACGUGAUGCGGGAUCGAUACGUGCCAUAAAUCCACACCAACGCACUGUGAGUGUGUCGUUAUCGGCUGCUUUCCCUGUACUGUGUUUAUCAUUCUUUCUUUGUGAAACUGUUGUAAUCAUAUGAGAACAUAAGAGGUCAUGUACUGUUUACUUAUGCAGAGGAAAUAAUAUUUAAAAGUGUAUUUGUCAUUAAAAAAAACAUGUUAGCUUAUUUAAGACCCCAAAUGUUGGACUUGAAGUGUGUUUCUUGUCACGUUAAUUAAUCAUGAUCCAUAAAACACACACUUGUGUACUUGUGCUGCAUAUCGAGUACAAAGAUGAUUUCAGAAUCUGAUUUCCCUUUAAAUGUAUCGUGUCUGUGUCAAACUGUGUCUUCUUCGUGCAGAGUUAACAAUAAUCUACAGUAUAUCAGAACAUUUCUGGAAUAUCAAAAUAAAAUGGAUAUUGUUUACAAUGUUUUUCCAAGUGUCCAUCCAUUUCUUUACCUGUGGAGAGACACGGCAAAGUUCUGGUCCAUUAAAGAAAAAAAAUAAAAGUGAGAUUCCUCUGUCCUGUCACGUUUUAGGUUUUGCUGCUUGAAUGUGCCACAAGCAGCUUCAGCGUCUAACACAUUUUUAUUCAACACUCGAUAACACCUAUGAAUUUAUAUUACCUGUAUAAAGGCACAGAAUUGUUUGUGAUCAAAUAGGCUUGGGGUUUUCUUUUGAGUGAAAGACACCUGUUUCUAAAAGGUGGAAACCCAUUAGAAACAGCCCAGCAAAUAGCUCAACGCGUAAGAAAACGGAGUGGAAGUUCUGAGAUUGUGAGUUCAAGCCUCAGAGGAACCAAUGAUUUAGCUAAGCUGUCCUUUCAAAAAGGCCUUAAAACUAUAUAGUCUUAGGGUUACUUCUCAUUACUUAAUCUUUGAUGAUGCUCGCCUGUUUCUAAAAAGUGGAAACCUUUUAGAAACAGUUGAUUUAAGACUUUGUCACAUCCUCACACUUCAGUAACAGUUUAGAUGCUGAUGGCUCAUUGUCCCAUAAU